Molecule: messenger RNA, 2124 nt
Organism: Lachancea mirantina
Lineage: Eukaryota; Fungi; Ascomycota; Saccharomycetes; Saccharomycetales; Saccharomycetaceae
Source: the annotation of a GenBank genome assembly
AUGUCUAACCAAGAGACUUACGAAUUUCAAGCUGAGAUCACUCAGUUGAUGAGUUUGAUCAUCAACACUGUGUACUCAAACAAGGAGAUCUUUCUAAGAGAACUUAUCUCGAACGCCUCGGAUGCGUUGGACAAGAUCAGAUACCAAGCGCUUUCUGACCCAAAGCAAUUGGAAUCCGAGCCUGAACUUUUCAUCAGAAUCACUCCAAGACCAGAUGAAAAAGUUUUAGAGAUCAGAGACUCCGGUAUUGGUAUGACCAAGGCCGAGUUGAUCAACAACUUAGGUACGAUCGCCAAGUCUGGUACUAAGGCGUUUAUGGAGGCUCUAUCCGCCGGUGCCGAUGUUUCUAUGAUUGGUCAAUUCGGUGUCGGUUUCUACUCUUUGUUUUUGGUCGCCGACAGAGUGCAAGUCAUCUCAAAACACAACGACGACGAACAAUACAUCUGGGAAUCCAACGCUGGUGGCUCUUUCACUGUCACUUUGGACAACCACAACGAGAAGAUCGGUAGAGGUACCGUCUUGAGACUUUUCUUGAAGGAGGACCAAUUGGAAUACUUGGAGGAAAAGAGAAUCAAGGAGGUUGUUAAGAGACACUCCGAGUUUGUCGCCUACCCAAUUCAAUUGCUUGUCACCAAGGAAAUCGAAAAGGAUGUUCCAGUCCCAGAGGAGGAGAAGAAGGACGAGGAAAAAUCUGAAGAAGACGACAAGAAGCCGAAAUUGGAAGAGGUUGACGAAGAUGAGGAUGCUGAAAAGAAGACAGAAACCAAGAAGGUCAAGGAAACCGUUAAAGAGUUGGAAGAACUCAACAAAACCAAGCCUUUGUGGACCAGAAACCCAUCUGACGUUACUCAAGAAGAAUACAACGCUUUCUACAAGUCUAUCUCUAACGACUGGGAGGACCCAUUGGCUGUCAAGCACUUCUCUGUUGAAGGUCAACUAGAGUUCAGAGCUAUUCUAUUCAUUCCAAAGAGAGCUCCAUUCGACUUGUUCGAAUCUAAGAAGAAGAAGACCAACAUCAAACUUUACGUCCGUCGUGUUUUCAUCACUGAUGAAGCGGAAGAAUUGAUCCCAGAAUGGCUAGGCUUCGUCAGAGGUGUUGUCGACUCUGAGGAUCUACCAUUGAACUUGUCUAGAGAAAUGUUGCAGCAAAACAAGAUCAUGAAGGUCAUUAGAAAGAACAUCGUUAAGAAGUUGAUUGAAACUUUCAACGAGAUUGCUGAAGACUCUGAACAAUUUGAAAAGUUCUAUUCUGCUUUUGCUAAGAACAUCAAGUUAGGUAUCCACGAGGACACUCAGAAUAGAUCUGCUUUGGCCAAGUUGCUACGUUACAACUCUACCAAGUCUGUCGAUGAGCUAACUUCUCUAUCCGACUACGUUACCAGAAUGCCUGAGCACCAAAAGAACAUUUACUUCAUCACUGGUGAAUCUCUAAAGGCUGUUGAGAACUCUCCAUUUUUGGAUGCUUUGAAGGCCAAGAACUUUGAAGUUUUGUUCUUGGUUGAUCCAAUUGACGAAUACGCCUUCACUCAAUUGAAGGAAUUCGAGGGUAAGACCCUGGUCGACAUCACGAAGGACUUCGAGCUCGAAGAAAGCGAUGAAGAGAAGGCUCAAAGAGAAGAGGAAAUCAAGCAAUUCGAGCCUUUAACCAAGGCCCUAAAGGAAGUCUUAGGUGAGCAAGUCGAGAAAGUUGUUGUUUCUUACAAGUUGGUUGACGCCCCAGCUGCUAUCAGAACUGGUCAAUUUGGAUGGUCUGCUAACAUGGAAAGAAUCAUGAAAGCCCAAGCCUUGAGAGACUCCUCUAUGUCCUCGUACAUGUCGUCCAAGAAGAUCUUUGAAAUCUCUCCAAGAUCCAAGAUCAUCAAGGAGCUAAAGACCAGAGUUGACGAGAACGGUGCUCAAGACAGAACCGUCAAGGACUUGACCAACUUGUUGUACGAGACUGCUCUAUUGACCUCCGGUUUCACUUUGGAAGAGCCUGCCUCCUUUGCCUCCAGAAUCAACAGGUUGAUUUCUUUGGGCCUAAACAUCGAGGAAGACGAACCAGAAGCUGAAACUAAGGAAACCGCCACUGAGGCUUCGGUGGAAGAGGUUCCAGCUGAGACCGAGAUGGAGGAAGUUGACUAA